Metschnikowia bicuspidata var. bicuspidata NRRL YB-4993 is the source of this 1440-nucleotide messenger RNA. It is a transcript of the gene POP4, whose product is annotated as RNase P/RNase MRP complex subunit. The transcript has a single exon. Lineage: Eukaryota; Fungi; Ascomycota; Pichiomycetes; Serinales; Metschnikowiaceae. Gene Ontology annotation, molecular function: ribonuclease P RNA binding. Gene Ontology annotation, cellular component: ribonuclease P complex; ribonuclease MRP complex. The record is from RefSeq and is a predicted model, not a curated record. Bases 429 to 1229 code for a protein of 266 amino acids. Gene Ontology annotation, biological process: tRNA 5'-leader removal; rRNA processing.
CCCCGCCGAGCCAGAAUUCGCGUCUGCAUACGGCUCCCGGUCUGUCCAUCGGCCGCACAUCGCUUUAUACCUCCGCCAGACGGGCUGGAAUAGCACGUCUAAGCCAGCCGUUCACACUGCCCGGCUUUCUGCAACCACAAACGGGAAGGUGACCGAAAGAAAGGAGAAAAACACCGAAAGAAGAAAGAGGAGGCGACAGGUAUAGGAAUAGGCCACAGGUAUAGGAAUAGGCCACAGAAGUAACGACAAGGCACCAGAAGAAAGGCGACAGGAAAAGAAAGGCGACUGAAAAAAAAAGGCGACAGAAGUCAAGAGUCCCAUACAGAAGUAAAGCCGCAGAUUCAAGAGAAUUCGCCAGAAACAAAGGCGCCACAAACACAGGCGCCAGAUUCAAAACCAAGACUACGCCCGGACCACACCUCGCCGCCAUGGACCGAGACUUCACGUUGGAAAGGCACCUCUUGGCCCGCAGCUUCGCCACGCCCGCGGAAAUCCAGCACAUCCUCGACGCCAGGUACAAAGGCACGGACGCAGGCGACGCCUAUCUCGUGCUUCUACCCACCGCCAGGCCGGAGGGCGCCAAGCAAACCGCCACGCGCGUGCUGUUGGACAGGAACGUCGAAGCCAAGCCCUGUGCAACACGCAAGCACAAUGCCCGUCAGCAGAUGAAGGCGUACAUCAAGCGCACACUCGCCGCACAGAGGCGGCUUGUCGCCAAGGUGCAGCAGGCCCGGCGCACGCUGCUGCCCAUCGACGUGGACCGGCACAUCGCCCAGUACGGCAUCCCGCGGUUCGACGCGUACGUGCACUUGCACGGGCUCUGGCAAAAGUACAUCCAGGACCUUCUCUUCGCGGACCAGAAGAACCCGAACAUGAACAUGGUGAUGCCGCGCUUGGCCACGGCGGACUUCAACGGGUGCUGGCUCCGCGUGGUGGAUGCCCGUGACCGCAACUUGGUGGGGGCCCAGGGCAUUGUUCUCUACGACUCGCAGCACUCGUUCAUGGUGGUGGCGCCGCCCGCCACGGCGUCGACGCGCACGGUGUCGCCGGCCCAGCGGGUGGGCGGCUUGAGGGUGCUUUCCAAGCGGGGCACCAUGUUUGCGUUUGACGUGGACGUGAGCGCCACGGAGUCCGUGGCCUUUACGAUUCUCGGCUCGCGCUUCGAGCUCCGUGCCGUUGACAGGGCGUCCAAGAAGUUCAAGAGCCACGGCGUGGAGGACAUUUAUUAGUGUGGCGCGGCCACACUUGUUUGGGUUUUUCUGAGUGCAUCGAUGGUUCCGCCUCCAGAGGCAGAUCGAAGCCUUAGCCAGUUGCGACCAACUUCAUCUAUAAUAUAUAGAACAGGGAUGAUGAUGAGGCAGAUUGAAGCCUUAGGCCAAUAACGACCAUUCCACUUCACUAAUAAUAUAUAAACCAGGGACGUCUUUUGUUCUAUCCCGU